This is a messenger RNA of Lemur catta (Ring-tailed lemur), 3452 nucleotides long. It is a transcript of the gene TRUB1, whose product is annotated as TruB pseudouridine synthase family member 1. Gene Ontology annotation, molecular function: RNA binding; pseudouridine synthase activity. Gene Ontology annotation, cellular component: mitochondrion. Bases 80 to 1129 code for a protein of 349 amino acids. The record is from RefSeq and is a predicted model, not a curated record. Gene Ontology annotation, biological process: mRNA pseudouridine synthesis; tRNA modification. Lineage: Eukaryota; Metazoa; Chordata; Mammalia; Primates; Lemuridae. The transcript has 8 exons.
GAGAGGUCGGUCAGGCUCACUCUUGUUGCGUCAUCAGUAUGCGCCUCCAGGAUAAAAACCGGGUCUGAGUUACAAAAGCAUGGCCGCUGCCGAAGCGGCGGUGCCGUCGUCGUCUUUGAAGACAGACACUGCCCCAGUCCCUGAAACUGCAGGAGCAGCCGCAGCAAUGGCUACGACCCCUUCAGCUAUGGCUGCAGUGGCGACGGUUGCGGCUGCGGCCAGGACCGGAUCCGAUGCCAGGGUCUCCAAGGCCGCUUUAGCUACUAAGCUGCUGUCUCUGAGCGGCGUGUUCGCUGUGCACAAGCCCAAAGGGCCCACUUCAGCCGAGUUGCUGAAUCGGUUGAAGGAGAAGCUGCUGGCAGAAGCUGGAAUGCCUUCUCCAGAAUGGACCAAGAGGAAAAAGCAGACUUUGAAAAUUGGACAUGGAGGGACCCUAGACAGUGCAGCCCGAGGAGUUCUGGUGGUUGGAAUUGGAAGGGGAACAAAAAUGUUGACCAGUAUGUUGUCAGGGUCCAAGAGGUAUACUGCCAUUGGAGAACUGGGCAAAGCUACCGACACACUAGAUUCUACGGGGAAAGUAACAGAAGAAAAACCUUACGAUAAAAUCACACAAGAAGAUAUUGAAGGCAUUCUACAGAAAUUUACUGGGAAUAUAAUGCAAGUACCCCCCCUCUAUUCGGCAUUAAAGAAAGAUGGCCAGAGACUUUCAACUUUGAUGAAGAGAGGUGAAGUCGUAGAAGCAAAACCUGCCAGGCCAGUGACUGUAUACAGUAUCUCCCUUCAGAAAUUCCAGCCACCAUUUUUCACGUUAGAUGUUGAAUGUGGAGGAGGUUUUUAUAUCAGAAGCUUGGUCAGUGACAUUGGCAAAGAACUCUCUUCCUGUGCCAAUGUGCUAGAACUGACCCGAACCAAACAGGGACCAUUUACACUAGAAGAACAUGCCCUUCCUGAAGACAAAUGGACAAUUGAUGACAUUGCACAGUCUCUUGAGCAUUGCUCAUCUCUUCUCCCAGCAGAGUUGGCACUUAAAAAGUCAAAACCUGAGGAGUCUAAUGAACAGGUUUUGAGCUGUGAAUCUAUAACUCUAAAUGAGACAAAGGGAGAAGACGAUGUAAGUAAGCCAUUUUGAAAUUGGCCUGGGAAUAUCAUCAUUUCCUGGUGACAUUUGAAUCCUGUGUGCAGAUGCAGAAUGACAGGCUACAUGCAAGAGACAACCAUUCCUAACUUAAUUUUUUGCAUGAAGGAAAGUGUCCAUCAUUUACAGGUUUCUAUAGUAUAUAAUUUAUUUGCUAUACAUUAUAUAUGGCCUUGUACUUUAGUUCUUUGCUGUACUAUGGAAUGUUCUCUUAGAAUUUUUUAUGUUGUUAAAGUGUGAAUAUGAUUGGAUUCAGGAAAAUUAACCUUCUGAAUUUGAUCUGUCUUUAGUUUUUUCCUGUGAAAAAGUUGAACAGAUUUUCUAAUCAAAGAAAAAAGAAAUAUGGGCUACAUGUUUUAGUUUCACAAAAGUGAAUGUAAUUUAGUGUUAUUUUGACUUUAUUUAGGCUUCCUGAUGGCUCCAUUUUAUUGAAAUCUAUCAACUUGUUUGAAAUGGCCAUUAUUGAUCUCUUUCUUGUGUUUUGGAGAGUUGUUAUUAUUACAAACAUUUCUUUGAUAAAACUACAUUCAUUUAGUAAUGCUUGUGUUUAUUUAGAUCUUGGAAAUAAACUUUUAUAAUAAAUAUUUGUAAAUGUACCAAAUUAUUGCUGCUGCCACUAACAGAAUAUAAAUAGAAAACUAAUAUUUAACUAAAUUCAUCUCUACCGUUAGAGAAGACAGCCCCUAAAGCUUUGUAUUUUGGCAGCUGUGAGAUAUUUUCCUGGUAAUUUCAUCAACAUAGUCAACCAUUUUGUACCAAAGUACUAAAUAACAUAAUUUUUAAAAUUUAAAAUGAAUGCAUUUUUGAUUAAAAAGUUCUUUAUUCCUUAGCAUUUAUUUCUCUCUUUAUAGGGCAUUAAUCCCUGUGACAUUGUGUUUUUAGUUGUUGACUCUCUUUCAAGUGAUAUUUAUAGACAUGGAGAUAGCUGUCCUGCAUUUCUGCUCUAAAUAUUUAAAAACAGUUAUUCUCAAACAUUUUCAUUCAAAUAGCUUUCUGAAAGUUUCCUAUCCCUGUUUGCCAUAAUUUUGAAAAUGUUAUAUUACAAAUGUCAUAUUACAAAAUGGUAAAUUUCAUAUAUAAUGAGUGCUUCACAUUUUUGUUUUGGGAGAGCAAUACAUUGUGCAGCCAGACUGUAGAAACGUUCAAAUUCCUCUUCCUUUACUCAAAAGGGGUAUAGUUUCAAAAGGAAGACAUUAAAAUUUUUCUAAAAUACAAGUUUUUAGAUUUUUAUGGAUUGACUUUUUAAUGGUGGUUGCCUGCUUGCAACCACUAACUCAGAAUUUUAAAAUAUAUAAACUAUAGUGGUUUUAUUUGUAGUUAACCUAAUAUAAACUCAAUAAAAAAAGUUGUAUGCUUCAGUAGAACAUUGUCAGCACAUUGGCAACAUAUUUUAAAUGAAAAUAUUAAAACUAAUUCUUAGUAUGAGACAGAUAAUUACAAGGAAAAGAGUAUUGAUAUCAUGAUGCAUUAACAUAAAAUGCCAAACACACAAAGUUUUAAAUUAGAAAGUUUACGAUUUUACUUGUUCAUAUCUAGUGCCCCACAGUUUGUGUUAACCAAAGGUAGCAGUGGGUACCUUUGCCUAUUGGAAUGUCACAGGUAACAGUAUUCAUUGCAAGUAAAGUCCAGUAGUGAAGUAUUUAGGUUUCAGAACACAGCUGAGGUAUUUCUGUUCUGUUUCUCACACUUAAAAAAUUGUCGUGUAUAGUUUACUAAUUGGGAAGAGUAGAGAUUGUUUGAAAAGGCAAGUAAUUUUCAAAAAUGAUAGCCAGUCUUUUUUUAUAUUGAAAACAUUGAAGGAAGUUUUGCCAAAUGGGAAAAUUACCCAUUAUCCUCAUCAUUCUAAUGUAGUUAACUUUAGAAUUUCAAUUUUUAUAUUAUUCUUUCCCUUUUUUUGUUCACAUAAUUACAAUCUUAAGUCACCUAUACUUUUUAAUUGACUAUUUUUCAUUUGAUAUUAUCUAUUUGUAUUUAGUUUUGAUAAUGAUUUUAAUUAUCUUACUUUAUACUCAUAAUUUAUUUAAACCAUUUCCUUAUUGGUGAAUACUUAAGUAGUUCUCAAUUUUAUUAGGAUACAUUUCCGGGAGUGGGAUUAUUAGGUGAAAUAAUAUGAACAGUUUUAUGAUUUAUGUUUGCCUUAUUGCAUUCCCAAAGAGUUGUAACAUUUUAUAGUUUUACCAUUUGGGUAGGGGUUUUUUAUAUGUUGUUGCUAAUUUAGUUAAGUAUAAGAGAGAGAUCAAAGUUUCUCUGAUUUGCCUUUGUGUCAUUUAUCUGUAUACUUUGUUCAUUUAUAUAAAUAAAUGUCUUAAUGGUUUCU